GACUGCUGCAGGAAGGGAGGAGUUCACCACUUUUUCUUUUUAAAAGUCGCCUAUCUGUCGUGAGGAGUCAGCAGAGCCGAGUGAAGUUAAUUGGUUCCCUCAGGCGUUGUUUUUCUUCUUCCAAAUUCAACUUUUCAUGCCGUCUGCUACACCUGCCUGCCAAUGGGCGCGGCUGGGACCUAUGCCCAAGUCUCUGUUUUAACUUGCCUGGGAAAGUUGAGCUAAAAGGCACAAAGGGACCGAGGAUCGAGAAGGACAUCCCACCCGCGCGUCAACUUGGUAUAAACACAUUAUCUAUCCCGUGGACGCGAACAGUCGCUCCAUCUUGAGAGGAACCCGGAUUUGAUUGUUUGUUUCUCGAGUUGGCUGAAGAUAAAAUGGGAUGGACGAGUUAACAAGACAGAUCGACUGCUCAGGAGGCUUGUCAGGAGAAAGGGUUGUGACAGAAACAGUUGCCUCCACCACCAGACUGUCUUCUCUGCCACCAAAGGGAACCAGCGGAUCAAAUCACAGGAAUAUGUCCAGCGGUGCUGGAGGGCUGGGCUUGGAGAAGAAUGUCUUAACCCAGAACAGCAGUGGAACUUAUUUCUCCUCAUCCUCUGGAGGAGUGAACGCCAGCAGCUUCAGCUCCUCCUCGGGAGUUUACCUCGGGGGAGACUCCUCGGGAGGUGAUGGAGGAGGGAUCUUCAUAGACGGAGAGGGGUAUGGAAGAAGAGGAGGAGGAGGAGGACGAGGAGGAGGAGGAGGAGGAGGGAGGAGGAGGGGGAGGAGGAGGGGGAGGAACUGGAGGGGGAGGAACUGGAGGAGGAACUGGAGGAGGUGGAGGAGGUGGAGGAGGUGGAAGCAAAGGCGGCAGUUAUCUCGUGAGCUCGGUGUCAAAGGUCAGGUCGAGCUCAUCUGGCGGUACCAGGAGAACUGCAGGCUCAUCAGGAGGCCUGUCGCCAUCUUCCCGGGAGAGGAAGGUCACAUCCAGCCGCUCAGGAGGUUAUGAUGGAAGUUCCAGCGCUAAUUCCUCCCCAGAGUUUGCACGCAAAGAUUAUGGAGUCUAUUGCUCCAGCACCCAAAGAGGGAGGAGCGAAAGCAGAGAGAGCGAGAUCAGAGCCAGAUUACAGAGCGCCUCUCCCAGUGCCAGCAGAUGGACGGAGCUGGACGACGUGAAGAAGCUUCUGAAGGGGCGCUCCUGCAGCAUCAGCCCCACUCGCUCCAACGCCUCCAUCACCCUGCCGGUCCCUAAAAAGGCCAGCGUGGAAACCAAGACUAUCUCAGUGGCCUCUCAGUCGGCAGGUUCAACUUCCUUUGGCUCUGGUGUUAGAUCAACCGGGUUCCACACCAUUGAUACAUCAGGCUUUUAUGACGCCGGUCUGACAUCCGGGCGGGUUGAUACUGGUGUAAACUCAAGCCAGUAUGAUGUCACCGUGACAUCAGACCACUAUGAUACUGCUGUGAAAUCUGUCCCGUAUGCUGUUGGUUUAAAAUCAGGACCGUUUGAUACUGGUGUGAAGUCAGGACAGUACGACAUGAGUUUGAAAUCAGGGCAGUAUGAUACCGGCAUAAGAUCAGCCCAGUAUGAUACUAGUGUCAGAUCAGCCCAAUAUGAUACUAGUGUGAGAUCAGGCCAGUAUGGUGUGAGAUCAGGCCAGUAUGAUGGUAGUCUGAUAUCAGGCCAGUAUGAUGGCAGUGUGAGAUCAGGCCAGUAUGACACACUGGACGCCACACUUCCUACUUUCUCCUGGUCCACCACCACGCUGCCCUCCGCCUCCACCACGGUGAUGGCUGCCAACACCAGCAGCUACGCCUACCAGGCCGGGAACAACAACUUGGCUGGAGGAACCGCUCCAGUUGGUCUCACCUCACCCUCCUCCCUCUCCGUUUACGGCUUCCAGAAUAACCUGGCUCCCACCUCUACCACUGUGCUCACCACCAGUGGAGGAAACGUGACUACUAACCUAGGAGGUUAUGGCGUUCAGAAGAAUUUGUCAAAUGGUGGGGGAGUCGCCAGCACUGGAGUCUCUGCAACCACUAGAACCACAGUUGAUGAUUCCUAUAAGAGAGACUAUAAGUUCCUGAUCUCUGACAAGGAGAACGUGGCGGCCAAGAGAGACGUUGACAUGCUGAUCAUGGCUAAAGACAGCGGGAAGCAGUUCACCACCAGCAGUGUUCAGAUGAGUGGAGGGUCGCUGUCAGGAGAUUCGAUGAAGAAAGAGAAGCUUAUUUCAAGCUACGUUGAGACGGCGCCACUGAAGACAGAGAGUGGCAACUCUUACUACGGGUCAUCUGGGACAUCUGGAGUUGUGAUGAAAGACAAAUCAACCUAUGCAGAGAUCGACCGGGACAGCGGGAUCUUUGGAGGCGGAGGAGGAUUCUGCUGCUGCUCGGACGCGUGUUGCUCCUGGUGGAAAUGGCUGCUGGGUCUUCUCCUCCUCUCCCUGCUCCUGCUGGGACUCUUGUUUGGGCUUAUUGCACUGGCUGAGGACGUGAGAAAGCUGAAGAGUCGAGUGGGUACGCUGGAAUCUGAGUCCUCCGCUCGUACCAGCCGGCUGUCAGGAACUUCAAAUAACAUCAACACCUUCGGAGCCGCUGGAGCUGGAGCUGCAGGAGCAGGAGCGGUUGGAGCUGCUGGAGCUGCUGGAGGUGGUGUAGGUGCAGGUGGAGGAGGUACCUCCCACACCGACAACACGCUAUAUAUGGGGGGUGGAGCUGGAAGUUCGGGAUCCAAAACACAAAUCGGUGUUGCAGCUGGUGCUGGCGGCUCUACUGGUGGAGGUGGAAACGGCCUUGAUGUCAGCAUUGGUGGUGCUGGAGCCGGUGGAGCGACUGGGGCAAGUUCUGGUGGUGCCGGUGGCAGAGGUGGCAGUACUGGUGGCAGUACUGGUGGCGGUACUGGUGGCGGUACUGGUGGCGGUGCUGGUGGUUCUGGUACCCGUCUCGGUGGUGGAAGUUCUUCUGGAACCUCUUUCAGUGGCUCUUCUAGUUCUGGUACCGUUCUCAGUGGCUCUGCCGGCAGCACUGGUUCUGGUUUCAGUGGCGGUGCCGGCGGUUCUGCUGGUACCGGCCACAGUGAAGGCGGUGCCUUCGGGACCGGAGUGAGCGGAGGACACAUGGAUGCUGCUGCUCUGCAGAUCAUGGUCCAGCGGAUGUUAAGAACUGAAAUGCAUUCCCAGUCAUACAGAGCUUUUCUAGUGUCCUCAGUGCAGGGAGAGAGAGGACUUACUGGACCUAAAGGAGACUCUGGUUUCCCUGGAAUUCCAGGUGCUCCGGGCUCCAUGGGACAUGCAGGCCCUGAGGGUCAGAAAGGACAGAAAGGAGGUCAAGGUGAUCAUGGGCUGGAUGGGGCACCUGGCGUCAGGGGUCGCGAGGGCCAGUCGGGCCCCAGAGGCGAUGCAGGACCUGCAGGCUUUGGAGCGAAAGGUGAAAGAGGUUCUCCCGGGGAACCUGGGUCUGUCGGUCCUAAAGGCUCAAGUGGAAUUCCUGGUCUUCUUGGAGCACCAGGUCAACCAGGUUCUCAGGGUUUCCGUGGCGAGACAGGACCACAUGGGCCUAAAGGAGACAGAGGGCUUGCUGGAUUCCAAGGACUUAAAGGUGACACUGGUGAUACAGGCGCCAGAGGUGUGAAAGGUGAUGGUGGUAUACCGGGUCUGCAGGGGCUGGCUGGAGAGAAAGGAUCAAUGGGGUUGGCUGGAACUGAAGGAUCAAGAGGUGGCCAAGGGCCUGCAGGUAUUCCUGGACUCAGGGGUCCUGCUGGGUCUCCUGGAGAUGCUGCACAUGCAGGACAACCUGGGCUUCAAGGACCACCAGGGAUACCAGGGAACCCAGGGAGUCCCGGCGCUAAAGGGGAAACAGGUGACGCUGGAAGAAUCAUCAACGCAGCUGGAUCCUCUUCUUUCGGCAUCCCAGGUCCUCCCGGCCCUGCUGGACGUCCAGGAUUAUCAGGUCCAAUUGGCCCUGCUGGUCUGCCUGGCCAAACUGGUGCUAAAGGUGACAGAGGAUUUAGGGGCGAGCAGGGAGAACAAGGAAUAACAGCGAGAACAUCUGAAACCUUGACCUCAAGGCAUGUUAGCGCCAGUGGAGGAUCAGCAAUAUCUGGCCUCCCCGGCCCACCUGGUCCACCUGGACCUGCAGGAGAUUCAAGACCAGGACUGCCCGGGCCUCCAGGUCCAACAGGUUAUGGAAGACCAGGGCCUAAAGGAGACAGAGGGGAACCCGGCUUUUCAUCCAGCUCAGGAACGUUUAAUACUGGACCGCCAGGACCAGCUGGGGCUGUCGGGCCUAGAGGAUCAUCAGGUUCUCCUGGACCAAGAGGAUACCAAGGUGAAGCAGGGCAGCCAGGUGUGCCGGGAACCACAGGGAGCUCUGAGAGAGUAUCCUCUUAUGGUGGAGGACUCGGGACCCCUGGACCUCCAGGUCCGCCAGGACUUCCUGGAAUACAGGGAAUCAAAGGGAACACUGGAGCUCCUGGUAGUCCUGGCUCUUCGAGAGGCUCCAUCUCAGUCACCUCAGGCCCCCCCGGCCCUGCAGGUCCUCCCGGCCCUCCGGGUCAGACGGGCUCCUUCUCUUCUUCUACUGAGAUGCGGCAGUACAUCUCUGAAUAUCUGAGUAGAAGCACACAGUCGGCUGUCCGCGGGCUCCCGGGCCCCCCUGGGCCUCCAGGAACCCCUGGAUCCUUCUCAGGCUCGAUCGAGGACAUAUCCACUCGUAUGAUCGCAUACAUGCAACGUUCGGGCUCAGGGCUCAGCAUCGGGGUUCAGGGUCCUCCGGGACCACCCGGCCCCCCUGGACACGGCUCUGGUUCCCUGACAGUCAGUGGGCUCAUCUCCAUGCUUCAGAGAGAGGAUGUGAGGAGAUACCUGUCCGGACCCCCAGGCCCACAAGGCCCCCCGGGUCAACCAGGGACAUCAGGAGGAGCAGGAGGAUUUUCAGGCAGUUUCUCUGUGGAGGAGAUAUCCACAUACGUCUUCAAGAUCAUGAAUGACAGAGGGAUUGCGAGAGGUCUGCCCGGGCCGCCCGGUCCUGCUGGGCCGUCUGUUGCUGUGGGCUCGAGCUUCUCUCAGGCUUCGAUUGACUAUUCUGCUCUUGUGAGGAAUUCAGACUUCCGCUCUUGGGUUGCCUCUGCCGUACAACAAGGUAUUUCAGGUCCCCCGGGCAUCCCAGGACAGCCUGGCCCUCCUGGCGCUCAGGGGCCGCCGGGGGUCUCCACCGCCACCGUGUACGGGGCCGGGACUGGGGGGAGUGGCUACAGCCUGGAGGACAUUCAGCGUUACCUGCAGGGUUCUGGCUUCAGAGGUCUCCCCGGCCCUCCUGGUCCACAGGGACCAGCGGGACCAUCAGGCGGCCACUCCGGAUCGGUUUCCUACAGUGGAAACUUCCCUCGGGAGAGCAUCCGCGCUGAAGUCCAGGAGUAUCUGACCAGUGACAAUGUUCGUCGUGCCAUCAUCGGACCUCCGGGGCCGAUGGGGCCGAUGGGACCGAGGGGAGAGCAAGGAGAGUCAGGCUACGUCCUGAGCCGCACGCAGAGCCAUAUCCAGAGCCAGGGACAGGGCCAGGGUCAGGGCCAGGGCUAUAGUCAGGGCCAGGGUCAGGGUCAGGGUCAGGGUCAGGGUCAGGGUCAGGGCCAGGGCCAGAGUCAGGGCCAGGGCCAGGGUCAGGGCCAGGGUCAGGGCCAGGGCUAUAGUCAGGGCCAGGGUCAGGGCCAGGGCCAGAGUCAGGGCCAGGGUCAGGGCCAGGGCCAGGGCUAUAGCCAGAGCCUGAACUACGCUCAGAGUGACUCUCGAAUCGGCUCUGAGUACAGAAACAUCGAUCUCAGCAACCUGGACUACUCCAGCGUCGCCAUCCAGGUUUCAGACCUCAUCAAAAGUAAAGGUCUGCUGCAGGAGUAUCUGGUUGAGGGUCCUUGGAGGGCGCAUGUUCGAGCGAUUCAAGGCCCUCCUGGUCCUCCUGGCCCCUCCGGACCACCGGGCCAGAGCCGCGUCAUCGGGGCCUACGGCAACGUCACAGCGGACCUCAUGCAGUUCUUCAGAACCUAUGGCACCAUCGCAGGCCCUCCAGGAGAGAAUGGACCGAGGGGUGAGAGGGGGUAUCCAGGACCCAGGGGAGAGAGAGGUGAUCCUGGGCCCCCAGGUUUAUCAGGACUACCAGGGGCAUACACUGUCCAAGUUCCACACAGGGUGCAGAAGAGGGAUGCAGGCGAUGAAAUGGUUGCUCGUCGUCGUCAGAAGCUUCGCCGUCACGCAGGCAGCGGUUAAACACAUUACUGGAUCACAUUUCAUUUUUACUCAUCUUUUAUUUUAGGUGUUCAACUGUUGCAAUGCAAGUAGUCAAAUAGCUCUUUAUUAUUGCCAUCUGUAGAAACGUCACAGGACAAUUUGAGGAAAUAAAAUGAUGCAUUCAGUUUUUUUAAAACCAGCUUUGGUAGAGGUUUGGAUUUUAGCUGCUGGUCAGUGUCUUUGUUACACAGACUUCUUUACAUCCGGGUGUAUAAUGUUUACUUUGCUUGGUUAGAAGCUUGCUCACUUUUUUCUCCCAGGGACAAUUUCUAUUUUUAAGCAAUAAGUAGCUGAUAUUAUUUCCAACUGCUCGUGUAACUUUCGUGUCGAUUGAUUGGUGUACUUGAUUUUGUUUUCAUUGAGGAUUAUGUUGUUUUGAGAACUAUGCAAAGUGUUAAAUGUUGUGUCAAGGUAACCCUUCAAUGUUUUAUAAAAUACUACAAUAUUGUCAGAUUAUCUACAUAAAUCAAGCUAGCAUCCAUCCUGACCCUUGGAAGUUAUUCAUUCAUCCCAUACAAAUAAAUAAGAAUAUCAUUAACCCUUUUUUUUAAUAUAUAUUAAAAACAUGCAACAUUACCAGUCAGUGAGGGUCAUUUUUGCAGCAGAUAGGGGAUUUAUGUUACAGUAAAUGUUGCUGUAGUUACGACUGAUGAUUUACUUGAAAGAUUUGUUAGUUCAAAAUUAAGAAGAAGAAUAAAUGACAUUGUUUGUGUGGUUGAAAGUCUGAAAAUCACAACAAAAUGAUGGAUUGGAUUGUAUAUUUUUGUAUAAGAGAGCAGUGAAAUUGAUAUAUUUGUUGGAGAGAUUAAAUUAUAAAAUGUUCCCAGAUUAUGUUUGACAUCAUUGCACUUUUUGACUUUUGAUCAAUAUAUAUAUAAAAGACACACAAUAAAUCUAUUUUUCGACUCGG
Gymnodraco acuticeps is the source of this 7170-nucleotide messenger RNA. Its product is annotated as collagen alpha-1(XVII) chain-like. The transcript has 55 exons. NCBI's taxonomy places the organism in Eukaryota, Metazoa, Chordata, Actinopteri, Perciformes, Bathydraconidae. The coding region runs from base 705 to 6239 and encodes 1844 amino acids. The record is from RefSeq and is a predicted model, not a curated record.